Linnemannia hyalina is the source of this 2937-nucleotide messenger RNA. Lineage: Eukaryota; Fungi; Mortierellomycota; Mortierellomycetes; Mortierellales; Mortierellaceae. The record is from the annotation of a GenBank genome assembly.
AUGGACUAUACCAGGUCCACUCUCCAGAACCAAGAGCCUAAUCUAUCGCAACGAGCACCGCUGCAUUUGAACCUGCAACAUCUUCAACGGCUAUCCCAUCCAUCGAUCCAAAGCCAUCCUAUCGAUUCUCCCAACAACCCCUCGACUCCUACGCUCGAGCUUUUAUCCAUCUCAGAGUCCCCGCUGACUGCGCUUCAAGGACCCCUCCCGAGUCUUCCUCUUCACGUCAGCCCCUCUGUCACCGCAGCCGGACACGCAUCGCUGCAACAGCCUUCGCACCAGCAAACUCAUCUUCCAACUCCCGACCAGGCUCCUGUGAACUCUAUUCUCUGGCCUGUUCAACCCUCCAACCCUCAACCCUUCCAUCUCAACAGCACGCCUACGCCCAUCAUGGAGAGCGCAUCAUGGACAGGAAACAACACACAGGCGCACCAAACCGUCGGCCCAAUUCCCAUGGGAUUUGAAUGGUCCAGAGAUCAGAACAUCCAUUCAUCCGACGCUUCCUCAAGACAGAUUGGCUUCCAACAUGCGUUCCACGCUCCCUCGAGCCAGGGUAAUAACGGAAACUCCAACGGAAACCAACAUCAACCUCCAUCAGCAUCCUUGACUGGCAUGUCAGGUCCGUCUGCCCUCUCACACGGUCAUCUAGCUGGCGAGGUAGGCUUGAGCAACAACCCGAUCCCCUCUGGAUUACCCACCCCAACGCAUCAAGGCGGCGACCAUUUGGCAUCUUCGAUCGCCACUGGAGCUCUUCAGCAACAAGGAGAUCUUCAGAUUCGAACAAGUCCAACUACGACUUCGCGCGAGGAUCUUCAUCACAACCCUCAUUCGCACCAUAGCCAACAGCAACAGCAACAACAACAGCAGCAGCAGGCAUCGCAACAACAACAGCAAAUUCAUGUUCACCACACUCACUCGUCCUACAAUCACGGCCAAAUUCCAACAAACGAUCUUGUAUCCCAUGAGCAGCAACAGCAGUCGUUUCAGACGUCCAACUAUGCGCCGGGUCACUACUACCCAGACCCAGAGCAGCACGACCCUUAUGAUCAUGACCGGAUUCACACUGGCGGACUUGUAGGACAUGCUUAUGGGCAUUCUCACGACAAUCUCGCUGCGCUCACACCACCACCUUCUGCUCCCAUUCCCCAGCACGAUCUUCCUCCUCUCCGCACCAGGCUUACAAACACCAUCUGGGAAGACGAGCAUACUUUCUGUUACCAGGUCGAUGUCAAAGGCGUCUGCGUCGCCCGCCGUGCUGACAACCAUAUGGUCAAUGGCACCAAACUGCUUAAUGUCGUUGGCAUGUCUCGCGGAAAGCGCGACGGUAUUCUGAAGAACGAAAAAGGACGUGUCGUCGUCAAGGUCGGAGCAAUGCACUUGAAGGGUGUUUGGAUUCCCCUGGACAGAGCGAUGCACCACGCAAAGGCACAUAAUAUUGAGGAGGGCCUAUACCCACUUCUCGCGGAAGACCCCGCUGCAUUCUUAUACCAACACCCACACACUGCAGCGGUUUCUUCAGACAUGAGAUGGACUCCUCAGUCGCAACAACAGCACGGUUCAUACCACGACCCCGAGUCUCCAAAAGCACGCCACUCUAACCACCACUUUAAUCAAGGAAUUCACGGGGACUACUACUCGCACCAGCACCAUUCCGUUUUCAGAGGCCAUGGUGUCAACAGCGUGCAUGGCUCGCCUCAUGGGAGCAAUGGUUCCGUCUCAGGAGAUGAAGACCCCAACCUGGUAUCGCCAUUCGAAUAUCGGGUACAAUCAUCCAUGGCUGCAGGUGGACUCAUCGGCAUCCCUUCCACAGGUGCAUCUGUCAACGAUGUUCGGACAGGAAACCAUCAUGCGGCAUACUACAGCCACCAAGUGAGCCCAAACCAGUACUAUGGUGGUGCACAUGUCCAGCAAAAGUACCAGGACCCUAUCUUGCAUCCAGGUCAGCAUCAACUCCAGCUUGGGGGUCCCCUUGCCAACGAAUCCUCCCCACCUCUUUUGACCCCUACCCUUGAUGGAUCACAAACGCGGUUGCAGCCUGGUCUCUUGUCAGGACAGAAACGCGGAUAUGGCGCAAACGUGCAGGAUGGCUACUAUUACCAAGGAGCCCCAAAGUCUCAUGGAGUUUCGGACAUGUACCAGGCUGAUGCAGGCCAGUUCGGUAUUCCAUCGUCAGGAAUGAACUCUGGAAACUUUUCGCCGCCCCUGUCGAUGACACCUUCGGAGCCACACUCGCCCAUGUCUCAGCAUACGGAUUCCCAGCUGCAAGGAGUGCAGGGUAUGGCUCGCCAUGGACAUGGAUCCGUCGGUCAGCCACUGAACCCACCUAGUAAAAGACCACGUCAAGUCUCCCGUGGCCUCUCCAACACUGCUGAUCCUUCCAACAAUGGUGCAGGUGGACAAUGGUACGGGCGCGAGGAGACCUUUGAUCGUGCCGGCGGUCAAACCAUGACGGGUUCCCAUCAUUCCAUGUCCUCGAACGACAAUCAGGGAGUCGGGUCGGUCGGAUACGGCAUGGCGAAUGAAAACAACGGUGGCAUUUACUACGACAACAUGGCUCUGACGCAGCAACAGCAAGCUUCCAAGGCGUUUAGUGGGUCGAGAGAAGGAGACAACGGACAGGCUGGGCGUCCUCGGUUUAUGCCUGGUGCUGUUCAGACACAGCUUCCUUAUGGAACAGCCGGGCCAUCAUCACCACAGCGAUCCCGGAGCAGACUGUCGUCGUUUCAGGAUGGCUCGUCGGCAGGAGGACCGAUGUCACAGCAGCAGGGGAACAUAUCACCCUUUGGUCGCAUGCAGAAUUCGAUGAGCCCUGACGAUACGAAACAGAUUGGCUAUGGACGCCCUCCUACGGGGCCAGAAGGAGAGUCGAACCCUCAGUUGGUCAAGGUCGAGGGCGUGUCGACAGCCUUUGGCCAUGAUCCCUCCAACUGGUCGUAA